AUGUUCCUCCAAGUGGUACUAUUUCUCGCAGCUCUCGUCUUCCUCUAUUAUGGUAUACGUAAUUUUUUGGAGUCGAUUCAAAUAACUGACCUUAAUACAAAGGCAGUUUUCAUUAGUGGAUGUGAUUCGGGCUUUGGCUACUUAUUGGCUAUUAAAUGUGCUCAAAAUGGCUUAUCAACAUUUGCUGGUUGCUUAACGGAACAUGGAAUGAAAACAAUCGAGGAAAUGGCUCAAAAGACUACCGGAAGGUUAAUUCCGGUACAAAUUGAUGUCACUAAUGAGGAAUCGGUUCAAAACGCUGUCCGUUUUGUUCAGGAGAAUUUGAAUUCUAAAUUAAAAUUUUGGGCAUUAGUGAAUAAUGCAGGAUCACUGGGAGUUCAUGGAUAUGAUGAUUGGUGCACGGUAGAAGAUUAUGCAAAAGAUUUAAAUGUCAAUACUCUCGGUGUUAUUCGAGUUACACAUGCAUUUAUGCCAUUGCUAAAACAAUCUCGUGGUCGAGUAGUAGCAAUAACAAGUGUCUGUGGCCGUUUGGCAUUACCUGGAAUUGGCCCAUAUACUGUUUCAAAAUUUGCUACUGAAGCAUAUAUCAAUAUUUUACGCCAAGAGGUACGAGAAUUUGGCAUUCAUUGUGCAAUUUUGGAACCGGGCCGGUUUCAAACCAGUCUUAUGGAUAAGAAAGCAUUGAUUGAUCGUAUUAAUCGUGCAUGGAAUCGAUUAGAUAAUACUCGAAAAGCUGAAUAUGGCGGUGAAGCAUUCAAAGAAUUAUAUAUCGCUUUAUUGAUAAGAUCUUCCAAUUCUUCAACUCUCAUAAUGAGCGAAACCUUUGUCGUAACAAAAGCGUGGGGAUUCCCCCACUUCAAUAUAAUGAAAACCCCAUUGCUUACACAACUUUCCCAUGCCGGGAAUCGAACCCGGGCCGCUUGGGCAAAAGCCACUAGACCAUAUGGGAUUCACAUUGCAGAUAUCAAAAAGUAA
Molecule: messenger RNA, 975 nt
Organism: Acanthocheilonema viteae
Lineage: Eukaryota; Metazoa; Nematoda; Chromadorea; Rhabditida; Onchocercidae
Source: the annotation of a GenBank genome assembly